Messenger RNA from Girardinichthys multiradiatus, 1583 nucleotides. RefSeq names its product cellular communication network factor 4a (gene ccn4a). Bases 257 to 1399 code for a protein of 380 amino acids. The record is from RefSeq and is a predicted model, not a curated record. Gene Ontology annotation, cellular component: extracellular matrix; extracellular region. Gene Ontology annotation, molecular function: integrin binding; heparin binding. The transcript is spliced from 5 exons. Gene Ontology annotation, biological process: cell adhesion; signal transduction. Lineage: Eukaryota; Metazoa; Chordata; Actinopteri; Cyprinodontiformes; Goodeidae.
AGGAGGAGGAGAAUUUUGGGGUGAAAGUGGAGCUGAGGAAAUGAGAAGAAACUUUCCACAGUAUGCUGUUCGCGUCCUUACAGACCUUACAUUGGGCUGUCAGCAGAAGGUUCGGGAUCAGAGAGCGUGAAGCUGCAGAGUAUGACAGUCCGGGCAGGAGGAUGUAGCUCACCUGAGGAGCAGACCUGAGUUUCUAUAGUGUAAACACAGCGGAACCGAAUUCCCGAUUUAAUGCACAGGCACUUCGUCACCAGUGAUGAGUUGGCUCCUGUUAUGUAUUCUGACAGCAGCUGGGAUUCAACAGGCCUACUCUUUGAAUUCCACUGCCAUGCCACCUGCCACAGCCCUCACUACUCCAACUGCAGACCCGUACAACGUAACGCGAUACUGCAAGUGGCCCUGUGAGUGCCCCAAGGUGGCUCCCAAGUGCCCUGCAGGUGUAAGCCUCCUAAUGGACGGCUGCGACUGCUGCAAGGCCUGCGCAAGGCAGGUUGGGGAGGAGUGCAAUGAGGCCGACACCUGCGACUACCACAAGGGGCUGUACUGUGACUACAGCUCGGACAAGCCUAAGUACGAAAAAGGAGUGUGUGCAUAUAUGACAGGAACGGGCUGUGAGUAUGACGGCGUGCUCUACCGUAAUGGUCAGAGCUUCAAGCCCAGCUGUAAAUACCAGUGUGUGUGCGUGAACGGCGCCAUCGGUUGUGUGUCCCUGUGCUCAGAGUCCCAGCCUCCCAGAGUUUGGUGCAUAAGUCCACGGAGAGUCAAAGUCCGGGGGCAGUGCUGUGAACAGUGGAUCUGUGAUGAACCAAGGAGAGGGCGCAAGACAGCGCCUCGGCACGCAGUGGAGGGUAGGACACCAUCCGGAUACAAAGAGGCCAAUAAUCAUGUUGCUAAAGAUCAUGUUGUUUUCUCAACUGAGAGCAGGAGCUGGCACAAGAACUGCAUCACCCAGAUCACUUCAUGGAGCCCCUGCUCCAAGACCUGCGGCCGCGGCCUGUCAUUGAGGAUCUCCAACGCCAACGAUCAAUGUGAGCUCAUCCAAGAGUCCCGUCUCUGCAACCUGAGGCCAUGUGAGGCAGACAUCACCAAACAUAUCAAGCCAGGAAAGAAGUGCCUGAAUAUCUACAGAGAAGAUCAGCCAUCAAAUUUCACCAUUUCUGGUUGCACCAGCAAGAAGCAGUACCGGCCCAAAUACUGCGGCGUUUGUACCGAUGAGCGCUGCUGCAUCCCGUACAAGUUGAAGACCGUCGACGUGGAGUUCGAGUGUCCAAACGGGACCGGAUUUACCUGGAAGAUGAUGUGGAUCCAAGCGUGCUUCUGCAACCUUAGCUGCAGAAAUCCCAACGACAUCUUUGCAGAGCUGGAGAGCUACUAUGGUUAUCCAGAGGUCAUGAACUAAAAUGUAGCAAUGUGGCAAAGAAUACUUGUAUUUUUUUUUCAAGAUAUAUUUUGAGUUUUUCAUGUGCAAUCUAUAUUUUUUCUAUUGGAAAAAAUUGUAAAUAUGAAAUAUGCCUCAAACAUGGAUUCAUGUAGCAAGAAUAUUUGAAGAGGUAAAACAAUAAAAACCCUAUAUUUAAAGUUUA